Molecule: messenger RNA, 1476 nt
Organism: Lentinula edodes (shiitake mushroom)
Lineage: Eukaryota; Fungi; Basidiomycota; Agaricomycetes; Agaricales; Omphalotaceae
Product: Snf7-domain-containing protein
Exons: 5
Coding region: 1-1476 (491 amino acids)
Biological process (GO): late endosome to vacuole transport via multivesicular body sorting pathway; vesicle budding from membrane
Cellular component (GO): ESCRT III complex; multivesicular body
Source: RefSeq, a predicted model, not a curated record
AUGACCUCACGAACGCCAACACCUUAUUCUUCGCCGUAUAAAUCAAUGUCUUCGACAAUAUCAACCCCCCCAUUUAUCUCAGGUUCACGAUAUAGACUUCAGUCUCUUUAUUCCGACUUUUCUGAACAGAAACGUUCAAAUCCUGCUUCGUAUCAAGCUAAUGUCGAUUGGUGGCGACGAACGUUGGAAACCUACGUCUCUGAGGGCUUUCAUGGUUCAAACAGGCUGGUACUCAAAGCAGGGCAACAGCUUGUUGAUAACUUUCGAGUAGAAGGUGUAGGGAAACCUAUCUGCUUCCAUGCUGUUCUCACCGAACUUUCAUCUCCACCUCCAUCAUCUGCCACUGCAGUUCUACCCACAUUACUACCACUUACCACGUUCAUCUCACUCGCAACAUCUUUAUAUUCUUCCAAAUCCAGAUCAUACCUCACUGUGAUACCCAGUCUCUUUCUAUCUUAUGUCGUCGCAAAACCACUCUGGUGGGCAUUAGAACAGGUUGGCGUUGUCGGAGAAGACAGUCUUGCGAGCAGUGUCUCGAGCACGUUUUCGUCAUUCGGUUCUGCAACACACAAGACAAACACGCAGUGGUAUGGUGAUUACGUCUUGCUUCACCUCGUGGAGCGUGCAGGAAAUGAAAUUCUAGAGAGCCAAAGACUCAAGAACACAGGACCUUCCGAUGCACUGUAUACCUUCGAUUCAUUCAGAGCAGAGUUUGCGGAAUGCGUGAUUGGCUCUGAUUCGAAAGACAAGAUGACAAUGAGCGACCUUGAUAUGAAAGUGAUAUUGCGAUACUUGGAGCGGGACAAAGGUGUGGUCGUGGUUGAAAACGGAGUUGUCAAGUUCAUUGAGGAUGACGCUGAAGCAGAGAUAAGUGGUGUCGAUCGAGGUAUACUUGAACUCAAGACUGCAGUGGCAAAUCUGCACGCACAGAUCGAAGGAUUGCAAAAAAAGAUUGAUCUCUGUGCUCAGAAGGCUGGCGAAGCUUUGAAACUGAAACGCAAAUCAAUUGCGUUAAGUUACCUUCGCUCGAAAAAGCAGUUGGACGAGCUCCUUACAAAGCGGCUCAGUGCACUGAGUAAUUUGGAAGGGACUUUAAUUCAGGUAGAAGGUGCAGCAGGUGACAUAGAGAUAUUGAAUUCGUACAGAGCUUCCACUGCAACAUUACGGUCUAUCCUAUCACACCCAUCUCUAAACCGUGACUCUAUCGAGCAAACGAUGGAGGCGAUGGCCGAGGCUAACGCCGAUGCCAAGGAAAUAGAUGAAGCUGUCAGAAUUGGUGGUGAUGUUGCAAUUGGCGUCCCUGAUUUCGACGAUGCUGAGCUAGAAGAGGAACUUCACCGGUUGGCUAUUGAAUCUGUGGAAGAGAAGCAGGAUGAGUCAAGGGAGACGAAGUUGGGAUCUCUCCCGGCAGCUCCUUUGCAUGAUGUGUGGGAAACAAGUCGAACGAACCCCGAACGGGAAGCGGUUGCGUCUUAG